GAUAUACAAUAAAACAUUGAAGAUAUAAUUUUGACAAUUUGCUUUUAGUUAAAUAUUUUUAUAUUACAUAAUUUGUAAUAUAAGAUGAGUGCCGAAUAUGAGAAAACCUCUCUAGAAGUCAAAGAAGUAGACAGUCUUUUCAAUUUAUCAUCUUACCAUUUAGUAAAUCUGUUCGUCAAAGAAGCCAUCAAUAGUGUUUUUGAGGAAUGUAUACUACAACUUAAUAUAUUAAGACAUUUAAAUAUGAAAAAUACUAUUGAACUGGAUAGCGAUGUUGUUAAGUAUCAAACUCUUGAAGACAGAUAUACAGGAAUCGAGGACCAUUCUGAAACACGAAUCCCUUUCAUGAGUACCAACUACGAUAAGAUGGUUGUUGAUAUUAAUACAAUUUCGAAUAUAAUAAAACAAACCUCCAUAGAAAUACGCGACCACGGUACUACCAAGAUAUUAGAGAGAUGUAACAAUGCCCUUAGGAACAUGAUGUUGGACGAUGAAAAACUAGUGGAAGAUGAAACGAAUAAUAUGAAGGUAAUUAAGGAUUUAAGAAAACAGUAUCAUAAUGAGACGUUGGAUAAUAUGCGUACUAUAGAGGAAACUAACGAAAAAAAUAAGAAGCUGGCGUUUGAUGUUGAGAGCGCUAUAGUAUAUGGUCGUCUGGAAACCAAGUACUUUAUCAAUUGGGAAAUAGUUCGAGUAGAACAAAACAUCAUUGCUUGCAAAGAACGCGAACAACAUUUUUGGAAUAUUUCAAAAGAAGGCAGGGACAAAACUGAGCUUGAGAAAAAGUGCCAUCACCAAUUUAACAAAUAUAUAGAGGAGGAUAGAGUGAAUUGUUUGGAAAGCAUAAACUACUGGGUUCAAAGAUACGACAAUGAAAUAGAAAACCGAGAAGCGGAGAUGCUCCAAAUGAAAACCAAAUUAGAGGGGAUGACUGUAACUCACCAAAAUGUUAUAGCGGAACACCAGAAACGACAGAAAGAGAUGGCCGAAUGGAAGGCCUACAAAAAGGAGAUGCACAAGAAAAAAGCACGUGAAGCUGACAUUAAAUGGGCAUCACUGGUUGUCCAGACCUGGUGGCGAGGAAUUAUGACUAUAAAGGGUAUAGGUCCGUAUAAACCAAAGAAACAUAAAAAGAAAAAUAACGACGAAAACAAUAAUAAAAAUUAAAUAUUGAAUAUAAACGUACUUACAUAUAUACCUACCUUUAUUUUUAUAAGUUUUGUGUAAUAUAUCUUAUUAUUA
Molecule: messenger RNA, 1242 nt
Organism: Diabrotica virgifera virgifera (western corn rootworm)
Lineage: Eukaryota; Metazoa; Arthropoda; Insecta; Coleoptera; Chrysomelidae
Exons: 5
Coding region: 85-1167 (360 amino acids)
Biological process (GO): cilium organization
Cellular component (GO): cytoplasm; motile cilium
Source: RefSeq, a predicted model, not a curated record